AUGAAUGUGUCUGAUGAGUCCUCCUAUCACGAGGAGGUGCUUCUGGGUAACUCCACCUGGGCUUACUCGUACUUUCACCAAAACUACACCCUGCCCCCUCCGCUACUACCAGACAAGACGAGCACUUCCAAACCUGCAGCAUGCGAGCAGGUCCACAUCGCUGUGGAGGUCUUUCUAAUCCUGGGUAUCAUCUCCCUGCUGGAGAACAUCCUGGUAAUCACCGCCAUAGUGAAGAACAAGAAUCUCCACUCACCAAUGUACUUCUUCGUCUGCAGCCUGGCAGUAGCAGACAUGCUGGUAAGUGUGUCCAACGCCUGGGAGACAAUCAUCAUUUACCUCCUAAACAACAGACAGCUGGUGGUGGAGGAUCACUUCAUCAGGCAGAUGGACAAUGUGUUCGACUCUAUGAUCUGCAUCUCUGUGGUUGCGUCAAUGUGUAGCCUCCUGGCCAUCGCUGUGGACAGGUACGUCACCAUAUUCUAUGCACUGAGGUACCACAACAUCAUGACAGUGAGGAGAGCCGGUUGCAUCAUCGGCGGUAUCUGGACCUUCUGCACAGGCUGUGGGAUCGUCUUCAUCAUCUACUCAGACACCACACCCGUCAUCAUCUGCCUGGUCUCCAUGUUCUUCGCCAUGCUGCUUAUCAUGGCCUCCCUCUACAGCCACAUGUUCAUGCUGGCUCGUUCGCAUGUCAAGCGCAUCGCCGCCCUGCCCGGCUACAACUCCAUCCACCAGCGGGCCAGCAUGAAGGGGGCCAUCACGCUCACCAUCCUGCUGGGGAUCUUCAUCGUCUGCUGGGCUCCCUUCUUCCUCCACCUGAUCUUGAUGAUCUCCUGUCCGCGGAACCUCUACUGCGUGUGCUUCAUGUCGCACUUCAACAUGUACCUCAUCCUCAUCAUGUGCAACUCUGUGAUUGACCCACUGAUCUACGCCUUCAGGAGUCAGGAGAUGAGAAAGACUUUUAAAGAGAUCAUCUGCUGUUACAGUCUUAGAAACGCCUGUACCAGCAUCUGUGCUCUGACGGGUAAGUACUGA
This is a messenger RNA of Micropterus dolomieu (smallmouth bass), 1035 nucleotides long. RefSeq names its product melanocortin 5a receptor (gene mc5ra). Bases 1 to 1035 code for a protein of 344 amino acids. Gene Ontology annotation, cellular component: membrane. The record is from RefSeq and is a predicted model, not a curated record. NCBI's taxonomy places the organism in Eukaryota, Metazoa, Chordata, Actinopteri, Centrarchiformes, Centrarchidae. Gene Ontology annotation, molecular function: melanocortin receptor activity. Gene Ontology annotation, biological process: G protein-coupled receptor signaling pathway. The transcript is spliced from 4 exons.